AUGAGCAGCAGACAUCAUCAUUACAAAAGUUCAUCCCACAAUCGUCGAUCUGACGAUGAUCGAAAUCGUCCACAUAGUUCCUCUCAAAUGUCUUCACGUACUGUUAUUUAUGAAGAACCAUCUUCAACAUCUAAAACUUUGAAAUCGUCGGUUCGGCAAGUUACGCAAACAUCGUCCUUUUACAACACAGCAACAACGAGCAAAAAUGAAAGUUCAAAGCCAUUAACCAUCGGCAGCGGAAAACAAUCGAGACCAAUCAAUAGUGAUAUAUAUCAUUCGGAAAUCAUCGAAGAUGACGAUGAUGAUGAAGGUGAAAUCGAAUAUAUCCCAGCUGAUCAAAGCAAACGUCCAUCAAGACGAAGUACGAGUAAAGAACGAUCAAAACGGCGACAUCAUUCGUCUAGUCGAUCUUCAAGAUCCGACGAGAGCUCUAAUGAUGAUACACCCAAACAUAAUCAACAAAAGCAUAGGCGAAAAGCUUCAUCAAGAGAACGACGUUCGCCAUCGGAAGAAGGAGAGGAAGCUGAAUCCGUUUCAGAUGCUAGUGAUGAUCAACAUUCCAAAGAAGAUCAUCCGUCAACUGAAGAUAAACAAGAUCAUCGUAGACAAUCGUCUCCUGAUGAUGCUUCACGUGACAAUCAAGAAAAACUUGAAGAAGAAGAAGAAGAAGAAGAAGUACAAGAAGAACCUGCUCCACCACCACCUCAUCGAAGCCGUUUCGACGAUGAGGAAGAUGAUGACGAUCAACACGAAGACGAUGAAGACGAGAAUGACAAUGAUCGACAUCAACGUCAUCACCAUCAUCAUCGCCAUAAUCAUCAUCAUAAACGAUCAAGACGUCACUCAUCCUCGACACCCGCUUCGUCUUCAUCAAAAUCCGCUAUGACACCACCUAUAUCAAUUGAUCAUCAAGUCGAAAAAGAAUUGAUCGAAGAAAAGCCCAAAUUACCCAGUUACUAUCCUGCUAUACAAGGUUGUCGACGCGUGGAUGAAUAUUUAUGUAUGAAUCGAAUCGAAGAGGGUACUUAUGGCGUUGUCUUUCGCGCACAAGAUAGAAAAACAGGUGAAGUCGUUGCACUGAAACGAUUGAAAAUGGAAAAAGAAAAGGAAGGUUUUCCAAUAACGUCACUACGAGAAAUCUGCUGUAUUCUUAAAUCACAGCAUGAAAAUGUUUGUACUGUUCGAGAAAUUGUUGUUGGUGAUGACAUAAAUCGUAUUUACAUUGUCAUGGAUUAUGUCGAGCAUGAUCUCAAGAGUCUUAUGACCCAUACAAUGAAAAAACCAUUUUCGAUUAGUGAAGUGAAAACUUUGAUGUAUCAAUUACUAGCCGGUGUAAAUCAUUUGCACGAUAAUUGGAUUAUUCAUCGAGAUCUCAAAACAUCCAAUCUUCUGCUCAGUAAUAAGGGUAUUCUCAAAAUCGGUGACUUUGGUCUUGCACGUGAAUAUGGAUCACCAUUGAAACCGUACACACCCGUCGUCGUCACACUUUGGUAUCGAGCGCCGGAACUUUUACUUGGAAUCAAAGAAUAUUCUACACCUAUCGAUAUAUGGAGUGUAGGUGCUAUUUUUGGUGAAUUAUUGACAAUGAAACCAUUGUUUCCCGGUAAAUCAGAAAUCGAUCAACUGAAUCGUAUCUUCAAAGAUUUGGGUACACCAACAGACAAAAUUUGGCCUGACUAUAAUUCGCUUCCAUUCACUAAGAAAAUGACAUUCUCGAACUAUCCUUACAAUCGGCUUCGAUCAAGAUUUGAUGUGUCCCUGUCGGAAAAAGGCUUCGAUCUGUUAAAUAAAUUUUUGACUUAUGAUCCAUCGAAGCGAAUAUCUGCAUUGGCCGCAUUGAAACACGAUUAUUUUGAAGAAAGUCCUCGUCUGAUUGAUCCAUCAAUGUUUCCAACAUGGCCAUCGAGAAACGAAGAAAAAACCAAAGUAACUGCGCGCAGUGGUACUCAACAUGCGUCUGGCUCAAGUACAGCAACAGCUCAAAAAGAACCAACUCCACCGGCAGCUGGAAAGAUGUACGAGAAAUUGCUUGGUGGAGGCGAUGAUGACUCAUAUUCCAUGGAACAGAUAAUACCAUCAGGUCCUGGUUUUCAACUUCGUGGUUGA
Molecule: messenger RNA, 2106 nt
Organism: Adineta ricciae
Lineage: Eukaryota; Metazoa; Rotifera; Eurotatoria; Adinetida; Adinetidae
Source: the annotation of a GenBank genome assembly